CUUUAUUCUCACAGGUGCAGUUACUUUUCCCAGAAGAAGGACUGGUUUAUGACUAUAAACUGAAUGAUGCUGGGCUUAGCAGUCCUGAAGAUGAUCUGGAUGAGGAGGUCAUUAGGGAGGUGCGCUGGGAGAAGUGGCUGGACCCUACAGCACAGUUCACCAUGGCUCCUGAUACCAACUUCUGUGACAUUAUUGUGCCCACGAUGAACACAGUCCGAAUGGCCCAUCUGCUGGAGCUGUUGCUCAUCAACUAUAAGCCAGUUCUCUGCAUUGGUCCCACUGGCACAGGGAAGACUCUCACAAUUACAGACAAGCUUUUGAAGAACUUGCCUCUCAAAUACAUUGCCCACUUCCUGAUGUUUUCGGCACGCACAUCUGCUAAUCAAACUCAGGAUCUCAUUGACAGCAAACUGGAUAAGAGGCGGAAGGGUGUGUUUGGGCCUCCGGUUGGGCGGUACUUUGUAUUUUUUAUUGAUGACUUGAACAUGCCCAUGCUGGAGACAUACGGUGCUCAGCCACCCAUCGAGCUGCUGCGGCAGUGGAUGGACCACCAGGGCUGGUAUGACAGGAAGCAGAUCGGUGCUUUUAAGAAGCUGGUAGAUAUUAAUUUUGUCUGUGCCAUGGGGCCUCCUGGAGGUGGAAGGAAUGCUGUCACUCCACGCCUCACUCGCCAUUUCAACUACCUCUCCUUCACUGAAAUGGAGGACAGCAGCAAGAAGGCUAUCUUCUCCACCAUCCUUGGCAGCUGGAUGGAUGGACUCCUAGGAGAAAAAAGUUACAGAGAUCCAGUGCCAGGAGCACUUGCAGUGAAAGACCUGAAUGAGCCAUUGGUUGAUGCCACUAUUGGUGUGUAUUUGACCAUCACAUCCCAGCUGCUGCCCACACCAGCCAAGUCACAUUACACUUUCAACCUGAGAGACCUCUCCAAGGUGUUCCAGGGCAUGCUCAUGGCUGAGCCCAGCACCAUCCAGGACAAACUGCAGCUGCUGAAACUGUGGUACCAUGAGAGCUGCCGGGUGUUCUGUGAUCGCCUGGUCAGCAAGGAGGACUGCACCUGGUUCAACAACCUGAUGAAGAGUAUGAUGGAGGAGUUAGACACCUCUUUUGAGGAGGUCAUCCCCUCCCAGCCAGUUCUGUUUGGGGACUUCAUGGAUCCAGGUGCCCAUAUCAAACUGUACAAAGCAAUUGACAGCCAGGAAAAGCUGAAGGCUGUGAUUGAGGAUUACCUGGAGGAGUACAAUCAAGUCAACACCCCAGAGCUGAAGCUUGUACUGUUCAUGGAUGCGAUACAGCACAUCUGCCGAAUCAGCCGGAUUCUGCGGCAGGCGGCAGGGAAUGCUCUUCUCCUGGGUGUUGGGGGAAGUGGGAGACAGUCUCUCACCAGACUGGCAUCUCACAUGGCAGAUUAUGAGUGUUUCCAGAUCGAACUGUCCAAAAAUUAUGGCAUGACCGAAUGGCGAGAUGAUGUGAAGAAGAUCAUGAUGAAGGCAGGCAUUGAGAGUCUACCCAAGACCUUCCUGUUCGUAGACACGCAGAUUAAAAAUGAAUCCUUCCUUGAGGAUGUCAACAACCUGCUCAACUCAGGUGACAUUCCCAACAUUUACAGCCUUGAUGACCAAGAACAGAUCAUGACAGCUAUGAAGCCCGUUGUUCGGGAUCUAGGGCAGCAGCCCACCAAGGCCAAUCUGAUGGCUGCAUACACGGGACGGGUUCGCAGCAAUAUCCACACAGUCGUGUGCAUGAGCCCUAUUGGAGAAGUCUUCCGUGCACGCUUGAGACAGUUCCCCUCUCUUGUGAACUGCUGUACCAUCAACUGGUUUAAUAAGUGGCCUGCUGAGGCCCUGCAGUCCGUGGCCUCCUCCUUCUUGCUCGAGAUCCCAUGUCUUGGUGCCACUAUGGAAAAUAUCAAUGGCAUGAUUCAAGUAUGUGUAGAAAUCCAUCAGAGCGUGGCAAAGAAGUGCCAAGUGUACCUAGCAGAGCUGGCCAGACACAAUUAUGUCACUCCCAAGAGCUACCUCGAGUUCCUCAUCAUCUUCAGUUCCCUGAUUGGCAAGAAGAAACAGGAACUGAAUACAGCCAAGAAGAGGAUGAAAGGUGGCCUGGACAAGCUCCUGCAAACAGCAGACGUUGUAGCAAAGAUGCAGGAGGAGCUGGAGUCCUCCCGCCCCCUCCUGGCACAGGCCGCCAAGGACACACUGGCAACCAUAGAUCAACUGCAGGUGGACACAGCUCUGGCUGAAGAGACAAGGAGUGCUGUGCAGGCUGAGGAGAUGAAGGCCAAAGUGAAAGCUCAGACAGCCCAAGCCAUUGCAGAUGAUGCUCAGAGGGACUUGGACGAAGCCCUCCCAGCCCUGGACGCUGCUCUUGCUAGCCUGAGAAACCUCAACAAAAGUGAUGUUACAGAGGUACGAGCAAUGCAGCGGCCUCCCCCUGGUGUGAAGAUGGUGAUUGAAGCUGUCUGCAUUAUGAAAGGAGUCAAGCCCAAAAAGGUGGCAGGAGAAAAGCUAGGCUCCAAGGUGGAUGACUAUUGGGAACCAGGCAGGGGCCUUCUGCAGGACCCAGGGAAGUUCCUGGACAACCUGUUUAAGUAUGAUAAGGACAAUAUUCCAGACUCUGUGAUCAAGGCCAUCCAGCCCUAUAUUGACAACCAGGAGUUUCAGCCAGCUGCCAUUGCCAAGGUCUCCAAGGCUUGCACCUCCAUCUGCCAGUGGGUGCGGGCCAUGCACAAGUACCACUUUGUGGCCAAGGUUGUGGAGCCCAAGCGGCGAGCCUUGCAGGAGGCAGAAGAGGACCUGCAUGCCACUCAGCUGGUCCUUGAGGAAGCUAAGGCACGCCUGAAGGAGGUUGAAGUUGGCAUUGCUCUGCUGCAAGACAAGUACAAGAGCUGCAUAGCCAAGAAGGAGGAGCUGGAGAUGAAGCGUGAGCAGUGUCAGCAGAGACUGAUCCGCGCCGAUACACUCAUAAACAGUCUGGCUGAUGAGAAAGUUCGCUGGGAGGACACUGUAGACAGCCUGGAUUACAAGAUCAACAACAUCAAUGGGGAUAUGCUGGUUGCAGCUGGCUUUGUGGCCUACCUGGGCCCUUUUACAGGAGACUACCGCAUAUCACUGUGCAAGGAGUGGGUGAGGCAUCUGUCAGAGAACAACAUUCCUCACACUCAGGAGCCAAACCUCAUCAGCACCCUUGGAGACCCUGUGGAAAUCCACUCCUGGAAGAUUGCUGGUUUACCCAAUGACACCCUGUCUGUGGAGAAUGGGCUAAUAACACAAUUCUCCCAGCGCUGGACUCUCUACAUAGAUCCCCAAGGACAAGCAAAGAAGUGGAUCAAGAAUCUGGAGAAGAUGAACAGUCUGAAGGUGUCCAAGCUGAGUGACCGGGACUUCCUCUCCAGUCUGGAAAACGCCAUUACCUUUGGCACAACAGGAUGCCUUCCCUCACAAGGGGGAACUGUUCCAGCCUUCCUUAUUUGUCCCUCUCUGGUACAGACCUACAAACAGCAAGGCAACACCGUGCUAAAGCUGGGGGAUACAGUGAUCCCCUACCUCGAGAGUUUCAGGAUGUACAUUACCACCAGCCUGCCCAACCCUCACUACAGUCCUGAGAUCUCAGCGAAGCUAACAGUCAUCAACUUCACCCUCUCACCCAGUGGCUUGGAGGACCAACUGCUGGGAGAAGUGGUGGCUGCAGAGCGGCCUGACUUAGAAGAAGCUAGAAACCAGCUAAUUGUUAGCAAUGCUGAGAUGCGUCAGGAGCUGAAGGAGAUAGAAGACCAGAUCCUGUAUCAGCUCAGCACUUCUGAAGGAAACCCGGUAGAUGACUUGGAGCUCAUUAAAGUGCUGGAGGCAUCCAAGGUCAAGGCAGGAGAGAUCCAGGCCAAAGUAAAGGUUGCAGAGCAGACAGAGAAGGACAUCAACAUCACCCGCCUGCAAUAUGUGCCUGUGGCUGUCCGCUCACAGAUCCUCUACUUCUGUCUCUCAGACCUCUCCAGUGUGGACCCCAUGUACCAGUACUCACUUGAGUGGUUCCUCAACAUCUUCCUAACAGGGAUCAGUAACUCCGAGAAAUCAGACAUCCUGAAGGACCGGAUUUUGAACAUCAACAACUAUAUCACCUUCAGUCUCUACAGCAAUGUGUGCCGUAGCCUCUUUGAGAAGCACAAGCUCAUGUUUGCCUUCCUGGUUUGUGUCCGGAUUCUGAUGAAUGAUGGACAGAUCGAUAUGGACGAGUGGAGGUACCUGCUCUCAGGAGGGAUCAUAAGGGAGAUGAAGGAGAACCCAGCUCCCGCCUGGCUGUACGAGAGAGUGUGGGGAGACAUCCUGGCCUUGAGCAGCCUAAAGAACUUCUCCAGCUUUGCCGAUGAUUUUGUAGACAACCUUGAAGAGUUCAGGGCCAUUUUUGACAGCCCCAAGCCUCACAGAGUGCCCCUUCCUGGGAAGUGGGAAGCUGAGCUUGAUGCCUUCCAGAAGCUGCUGGUUCUGCGGUGUCUGCGGGGAGAUAAGAUCACCAAUGCCAUGCAGGACUUUGUGGUGCUGCACCUGGAUCAGCGCUUCAUUGAGCCACAGACCACUGACCUCUCGGUCAUCUUCAAGGAGUCCACUGCUACCACCCCACUAGUAUUUGUGCUGUCCCCAGGCACUGACCCUGCUGCUGACCUCUACAAGUUUGCUGAAGAAAUGAAGUUCUCCCAAAAGCUCUCUGCCAUUUCUCUGGGCCAAGGCCAGGGCCCCCGUGCUGAAGCCAUGAUCCACAGUGCUAUGGAGCGGGGCAGCUGGGUCUUCUUCCAGAACUGCCAUCUGGCCCCCAGCUGGAUGCCUUCACUGGAGAGACUCGUGGAGGGCAUUGACCCCAGCCAGGUGCAUCAAGACUUUCGCCUCUGGCUCACCAGUCUACCAAGCAACCACUUCCCUGUGUCCAUCCUCCAGAAUGGCUCCAAGAUGACCAUCGAACCCCCCCAUGGGGUCAAAGCCAACCUGCUCAAGUCCUACAUUAGUUUCAGUGAUGACUUCUUGAAUUCUUGCCCCAAGGUCACAGAGUUUAAGUCGUUGUUGCUGUCACUUUGCUUCUUCCAUGGGAACAUGCUGGAGAGGAGAAAGUUUGGGCCGUUGGGCUUCAACAUCCCCUAUGAGUUCACAGAUGGAGACCUCCGCAUCUGCAUCAGUCAGCUACAGAUGUUCUUGAGUGAAUAUGCAGACAUCCCGUACAAGGUUCUGAAGUACACAGCUGGGGAGAUCAACUACGGCGGCCGAGUGACUGACAACUGGGACCGGCGCUGCAUCAUGAGUAUUCUGGAAGAUUUCUACAAGCCUGAGGUUUUAACUCCUGAGUUUGCCUAUUCUGAAUCAGGGAUCUACAAACAGAUCAGCACCAAUUCUGACCUCGAUGGCUACCUCCAGUACAUCAAGAGCCUGCCACUCAAUGAUAGCCCAGAGAUCUUUGGUUUACAUGACAAUGCCAACAUCACCUUUGCUCAGAAUGAGAGCUUUGCUCUGCUGGGGACCAUUGUGCAGCUGCAGCCCAAGACCCUCUUAGUGGGAGGCCGCAGCAGGGAAGAGCUCGUGGAGGAGACUGCCAGGGACAUCCUGGAAAAGGUGCCUGCUCCCAUGAACCUGCAGGAGGUGAUACAGAAAUACCCACUGCUCUAUGAAGAGUCCAUGAACACAGUGCUGGUGCAGGAGGUGAUCAGGUACAACAAGCUCCUGGAGGUGGUUGUGCAGACACUAAAGGAUUUGCUGAAAGCUCUCAAGGGCCUGGUGGUGAUGUCCUCUCAGCUGGAGCUGAUGGCCAGCAGUUUGUACAACAAUACUGUCCCAGAGAUGUGGGAUGCCAAGGCCUACCCAUCACUGAAGCCCUUGGCAUCUUGGGUGAAUGACUUGUUGCAGCGGAUUGAAUUCCUAAGAAAUUGGAUCAACAACGGGAUCCCCUCUGUGUUCUGGAUCAGUGGGUUCUUCUUCCCCCAGGCUUUCCUCACUGGGACACUGCAGAACUUCGCCAGGAAGUCCGUCAUCUCCAUCAACACCAUCUCAUUUAGCUUCAAGGUGAUGAAGGAGUCUGUAGGUGAGCUCACCAGCCCUCCCAGUGAAGGCUGCUACAUCUACGGCCUGUUUCUGGAGGGCGCCCGCUGGGACCCUGUCACGUUCCAGCUGGCGGAGUCACGCCCCAAGGAGCUGUACACGGAGAUGGCUGUCAUCUGGCUGCUGCCCGUCCUGCCCCGCACACCGCCAGCCACCGGCUCCUACCUGUGCCCUGUCUACAAGACACUCACUCGUGCAGGCACGCUGUCAACAACAGGCCACUCCACCAACUAUGUGAUUGCUGUGGAGAUCCCUACGGACAAGCCACAGAAGCACUGGAUCAAACGGGGCACAGCCUUAAUCUGUGCCCUGGACUUCUAG
Messenger RNA from Nestor notabilis (Kea), 6392 nucleotides. RefSeq names its product dynein, axonemal, heavy chain 1 (gene DNAH1). The annotation marks the transcript as partial. Gene Ontology annotation, cellular component: dynein complex. The record is from RefSeq and is a predicted model, not a curated record. Gene Ontology annotation, molecular function: dynein intermediate chain binding; minus-end-directed microtubule motor activity; dynein light intermediate chain binding. Gene Ontology annotation, biological process: microtubule-based movement. Lineage: Eukaryota; Metazoa; Chordata; Aves; Psittaciformes; Psittacidae. The transcript is spliced from 39 exons.